AUGGAAAGUCAGAGUAAGGACGGAGUUGCGCCGUCUACUUCCCCGUUCAUGCCUAUGUUUGAACGUUUUCGCGCCGAGCUGGACGAGCACCACGACCGCCGCGAGAGAAUCAUCAAGGCGAGUCGAGACAUUACGGCCGCUUCGAAGAAGAUCAUUUUCACACUGCAACGAAUACGCAAGCUCAACGAAGCUCUCCCACAACAUGCGAUCAAAUCCAACAAGCAGUAUCAAGACACCAUACAAUCUCAAAUCGCUUCCGUCUCCGGCGACCUGCAAUGUCUACAUACGUACCGUUACAGCCGCCAGAUCAGCGGAGGCUGCCAGGAAUGGAUGGAGGCGGCGUGCUUCCAGCAUUACCUGGAAACCACAACCCUACUGUCCUACGACGAUGCGGCGGAGAAGUUCCGCCAACUCGAUGAAGCCGGUUCGGGCAUCGAGCUGAGCCCGGAGGACUGGUUACUGGGCGUCUAUGACAUGACUGGAGAAUUGAUGCGGUUCGCUAUUACGACUAUGGCGACUACGGGCGAGCUUCUUAAGCCUUCUGGAUCAAGUCAAAGUGAUGACGAUGGAAUGGAUGUGGACGGUCAAGCGCAUCGCCAACGAAGCGUUCUUACGGAUUUACGGGAGCUUCGUGCCGCUCUCGAGAGCCUGAAUGUUGGGACGGGACCGUUUGCCAAGGAUUGCGAGAAGAAGCUUGCAGUCAUGCAGACGAGCGUGGAGAAGGUUGAGAAGGCGUUGUAUGGACUUGUUGUGCGGGGUGCUGAGCGGCCGAAGGGGUGGAUGCCGGAGAUUGGGGAUGCGGGUGGAGGGGGGCGGGCGGUGGAGGUCGAAGGGUAG
Molecule: messenger RNA, 837 nt
Organism: Baudoinia panamericana UAMH 10762
Lineage: Eukaryota; Fungi; Ascomycota; Dothideomycetes; Mycosphaerellales; Teratosphaeriaceae
Exons: 3
Coding region: 1-837 (278 amino acids)
Cellular component (GO): nucleus; cytoplasm
Molecular function (GO): RNA endonuclease activity; RNA binding; sequence-specific DNA binding
Source: RefSeq, a predicted model, not a curated record